AUGCUGUUUAAAUGGCUCUUUAAAGGAAAAUCCAUGUUGAACGCCGAUACCAAGAAUAGGGUUCCGAAGAAAUGUUCUAGAAGGAGGUCAGAAUGCGAUGGAUGUAGUGAACAUUCCACGCUAUUGGAAGAAAUUAUGAAGAUGGUAUUGUUCGGUGUAGUGCUCUGGGCAGGAGUUACUUUUGGAAGUCAUGUAGCUCCAUAUCCGCUAAAUCUUAUUAUUAAAACAGAAUUAAGUCAUCCACCACCUAUGUAUGAUUUUCCGUUUCCAAGUGCUGAAAUUUUGAAGAAGCUUCCGCCUGUGACUACCAUGAACAUGAAUCGGUCACUUGAGAUUAGCAACUUACAAGUAUCUAUGAUGAAAAGAUUUGAAAUGAAUUUAAAAUCGGCUGGGAUUUCACCCAGAACCGGUUCGGCUGCACAUGGACUUGUUAUCGAAGGCUCAGUUUCAGGCGAUGCUAUGCAUUACGAGAAGUCGUCCAUGAUUAUUAUAAAGGCAUCUCAAAAUUUAGCCUACACUAAAUGCAAGCGAUUUGGAUUACCUGACGAUGAGUGCGCAAGCUUAAUUAGCACUCUUAAUUUAAAGAAUACCGAGCUUGGACCAGAAUGUGCUGCUCUGGAGCAGUUCACAUGUCGUACAAUUAAGAUGUCUUCAAAGUACCGCACUUUUGAUGGUUCUUGUAACAACCCCGUGCGUUCUUCUUGGGGUCAGGCUAUGACCGGCUACAAACGUCUCCUACAUCCGAAAUACGCCGAUGGCAUUGAAGAGCCUCGCCGUGCUUUAAACCAUAAGGCUUUACCUUCAGCUCGCGCUAUCAGUACAAAACUCACAAGUAACCUGGAUGAGAUUAACCAUGAGAAAACUAUAGCCGUUGCCGUAUGGAGUCAGUUCAUCUACCACGAUUUGGUUCAUACUCCAGUUCGAAGGACAAUUCACACCAACCAGCAGAUUCGUUGCUGUGAUAACGAUGGAUUCCCUCUGUCUCCGCGGUAUAUUCAUCCCAGUUGCAUGCCUAUAACAGUUCCGCACGAUGAUCCCUUCUACAAAGACCAGUACGUUUCUUGUAUGGAAUACACAAGGUCUGUUACAACAUACAGAGGAGACUGCACUUUUGGAGCUGCUGAACAGAUGAACCAAGCAACUCAUUUUCUUGAUGGGUCGAACAUCUACGGAACCAACAGUCGAGAUGCAGCGGCUCUGAGAGAAAAGACUGGCGGCCUGCUAAAAACUUCGAGGAUAGAAGAUGAAGAGCACAUGCCCUUGGCAAUCAACCCCAUGGAGAAAUGUCUUGUGGAGAACAAUUCCGCUACUUGUUUCCAUACUGGCGACUCCCGUGCUAACUCUCAUCCCUGGUUGACAAGCAUGUACGCCGUGUGGGUACGAGAACAUAACCGUAUUGCCCGUAAUCUAGCUGAUCUGAACUCUGAAUGGAAUUCUGACAAACUGUAUCAUGAAACGCGAAGAAUCGUUAUCGCUGAAAUGCAGCAUAUCACGUAUAAGUUUUGGCUACCUGCAUUGACUGGUAAAACAUUUGAUGAAUUGUAUGACAGUUAUGAUGCUGGUUUCAAUUUUGAUGUAGACCCAACAAUUACGAAUUCCUUUGCGACGGCCGCUUUUCACUUUGUGAAUAGCCUUCUCGAUCAGGACAUACAGUUUAUGGCUGAAGACAAUACUCUAAUGUCAUAUCGUCUUCAAGAACAUUAUUACAAACCAGGAUUUGUAUCCCAGAAGAGAGGAUUGAAAAAGAUUUUGAGAGGCAUGACCACUCAGAAAAGUCAGGAAAUGGAUUUGAAUUACGAAGACGAUCUUCGAAACAAAUGGUUGGGUGGACUUGACGUUCUGGCAGUGGACGUGCAACGUGGUCGCGACCAUGGUCUGCCUGGCUACAUCCAGUACAGGGCGCUCUGCGGUCUACCGGUUGCUACCAGUUUUCAGCAUCUUAUCGAUAUUAUUCCGCAAGAGACAGUGGACAAGCUAUCGCAGCUCUACGAGCAGCCUGGUGAUGUUGACUUAGUAAUUGGACUUAUGGCUGAGAAACCUGUUCCCGGUUCACUGUUGGGUCCAACAGCUACUUGUUUGAUAAAGGAACAACUAUGGCGUACAAAGAACGGUGACAGAUACUUCUAUACACAUAUGGAUGAGGCAGGCCGAUUCACCAAGAGACAGCUCGCUGAAUUGAAGCGCGCUUCACUCGCUAGACUGCUCUGUGAUAAUGUUGGCUUCAGCAGCGUUCAAAGGGACAUCUUCCUGCCCCCCUCGGAGGCGAAUCCAACGGUAUCUUGCGAUGAGAUAAAGAAGGUAAAUCUUGAAGCUUGGCAGGAUCUAGCGCAGCAACCGGACAUCUUGACUCGCACCAAUAAAUGGAUCAAAAAUAAAGUUGGCAGUAAUUCCACUAAGUAG
This is a messenger RNA of Arctia plantaginis, 2400 nucleotides long. The record is from the annotation of a GenBank genome assembly. Lineage: Eukaryota; Metazoa; Arthropoda; Insecta; Lepidoptera; Erebidae.